AUGGAUCCCGAGGAAAAAGCGACACAUGCGUUCCUUGGAAACUUUUUAAAUACUGGAGUAAAUUUGCUUCAUUUUUCAUUUCUAGAUGCAGAUGCUCUUCUGGUGUUAAAUAGCAAAGGUUUUACAUAUAAAGAAAUAUCAAAAUUGUUUCAGAAAUUUAAAAACAAAGACAUAAGCGUCAAUGCAACAGGCAAGCGACUGAAAAGAUUAGGUGUGCCUUCUCGUCGGAACACAUCAAGUGUGCCGCAUAAUGUCACCAAACAAGUUAUAGAGAAUCUAUUACCUGAUCUUCCCGAGACUGUUGGGUACAGAUCUUUAACAUCCAUUCUUCGAAGAAAAGUUUACGCCGUCCAAAGGGAUGUUGUCAUGAAAUUACUAAGGAAAUUGGACCCCGAAGGCACUAAAAUCAGAAGGAGGAGGUGAAUCCUGAGA
Saccostrea echinata is the source of this 432-nucleotide messenger RNA. RefSeq lists its product as uncharacterized. The coding region runs from base 1 to 423 and encodes 140 amino acids. The record is from RefSeq and is a predicted model, not a curated record. The transcript is spliced from 5 exons. Lineage: Eukaryota; Metazoa; Mollusca; Bivalvia; Ostreida; Ostreidae.